Molecule: messenger RNA, 1133 nt
Organism: Meleagris gallopavo (turkey)
Lineage: Eukaryota; Metazoa; Chordata; Aves; Galliformes; Phasianidae
Source: RefSeq, a predicted model, not a curated record
GCCGGCGAAGCGCCGCACGGCUCGGCGUCCCCGCCCGGAGCUCGCGGGCUGCCUGUCUGGGCAGAGAGCUGCCCUGUGGGGAUGUCUCGGGCGCGGUUCCCGCUUCUGCGCGCGUGGCUUGGCCCUUGCUGUCAUCUUGCUCUGAGUAUUCAUAGGACAUCUGUGACUGAUGUUUUUGAUGUAAUUCCACUUACUGAGGUUAUGGGAGAGAAGGAGCCAUGUCAGAGGAGGCUGUUACCGAGGCACGCUUUUCUCUGAAGACAGUGGCUCUCCGGGCGUUUCACCUUCCUGUGUCUUGGUAUCACUCUCUCACACAGAUAAAACUUUCACCUGGUUUAAAGAAGCUAUUCACAGUCACAGCAGUGAGUGCAAUAUCUGUCAUUUUUCUGGCCCAUCAUUUCAAAAGAAAACGUGGAAGGAAAAACAAGCAAGUGUCCCAAUGGGAGCCAGGUCAUCUACUAUUAGAAUGUACCAAAGCAGCUGCAUCAGAAAAAGGUUCAAGUUGUUCCAGUAGCCGACAAAACUUGACUCUUUCUCUGAGCUCUGCCAAGGAAAAAGGAUCACAGUCAUGUAUCUAUGCAAAUGGAGGGCUUUUCAGUAAAUACUCUGGUUCAGUUCAGAGUCUGGUCUCAGUUCAGAGUGCCACCUCUUGUCACAGUUGUGCUUGUGCCAAUUCUAAUUCCUGGGAUAAAGCAGAUGAAGAGGAUAUUAAGCUUGUUAAUAUUCCAGUGACUACACCUGAAAACUUAUAUUUGAUGGGUAUGGAGCUCUUUGAAGAAGCGCUGCGUCGAUGGGAGCAGGCAUUAACUUUCCGUAACAGGCAAGUGGAAGAUGAAGCAAGCUGUAGUUCCAUCAAGCUGGGAGCAGGAGAUGCAAUUGCAGAAGAAAGUGUAGAAGAUAUUAUCAGUGCUGAAUUCAUCCAUAAGCUUGAAUCCCUGCUUCAAAGAGCUUAUCGUCUCCAGGAGGAGUUUGAGGCCACCCUUGGGACCUCUGAUCCUGCUUCUCUGGCUAAUGAUAUUGGUGAGUACUACUAUUUUGUUUUUAUGGCUUGUAUUAAUGCCUCUUGUGAAGGGAACUCAUGGAAAUAUCCACUGAGUAGAGCUAUAUUUUAUCAGUAAAUAAACAGAAUAAAU